Messenger RNA from Nicotiana tabacum (common tobacco), 2996 nucleotides. RefSeq names its product putative receptor-like protein kinase At5g61350. NCBI's taxonomy places the organism in Eukaryota, Viridiplantae, Streptophyta, Magnoliopsida, Solanales, Solanaceae. The record is from RefSeq and is a predicted model, not a curated record. Gene Ontology annotation, molecular function: ATP binding; transmembrane receptor protein tyrosine kinase activity. Gene Ontology annotation, cellular component: plasma membrane; plasmodesma. Gene Ontology annotation, biological process: protein autophosphorylation.
AAUUCUUCCCAGAAAAAGUCUAUAUUUUCAAACAACUAUACAAGAAGGCACGUUCUAUACUAACAUGUUAACAACUAAUGUUUUUUCUCUUUUAGCCAUUUCAUUAAGCUCACAAUAUUCUUCUUGACCUUUACAAACAUAAACGUGCUACUCUUACCCACUAUUUGCUAUCCUUAUGUCUAUUCAAAAAUUCUACUAGUAAUUCUAACAUCAAUAAUCUUUCUCUCAUACAACAAAAGAUGAGAGAAAGAAAACACCAUUUUGUCAUUUUUGCUUUUCUUGUACUGUUUUUUGCAAAUGUAGCCACUUCAACUUCUAAAGGAAAAUUUACGCCGGCUGAUACUUAUCUGAUCAACUGUGGAUCCCCUGAUACUACAUUGCUUGAUGAUGGAAGGACUUUUAAGUCUGAUCCUCAAUCUGCUUCUUACUUGUCUACUGAUCAGACUAUUUUAGCUUCUGUUAAGUCUUUACAAGAAAAGGUCUCUUCUUUUUCCUCUGAAUCUUUGUUGUAUCAAACAGCAAGAAUAUUUGAAAGUGAAUCUUUGUAUAGAUUUCUUGUUUUUCAACCGGGCAGGCAUUGGGUGCGUUUGUACUUUUAUCCUCUUUCACAUCCAAAUUACAUUCUAACAAGUGCUAUGUUCAGUGUUUCUUCUGAUAGUAUUGUUUUACUGCAUGAUUUCUCAGUGAAGGAUACUAGUAAACCUGUAUUCAAAGAAUACCUUAUUAAUAUUACUUCAUCUCAAUUUACCCUCAAAUUUUCACCUCAGAAGAAAUCUUUUGCUUUUAUCAAUGCUAUUGAGUUUGUCUCAGCACCAGAUGAUCUCAUUCCUGAUUCAGCUGCUGCAGUUUCCCCUGUUGGUGAUUUCAAUGGCUUGUCUCAAUUCGCGUUUGAAGUAAGUUAUCGGCUAAAUAUUGGAGGGUCAAUUGUCACACCUAAAAAUGAUACAUUGUGGAGGACAUGGUUGCCUGAUGACCAGUAUAUGGUAUUUCCACAAGGAGCUCAGAAUGUAUCGGUUCCUCCUGAGACGAUCAAAUAUCCGGAUGGAGGUGCAACACCUUUGAUUGCUCCGCGAUGGGUUUAUUCCACAGCUGAUAGGAUGGCAGAUGCUGGUGUGGCAAACUCUAAUUUUAAGCUAACGUGGGAGAUGAACGUUGAUCCGAGUUUUUCUUACUUGAUCAGAAUGCAUUUCUGUGAUAUUGUGAGCCAAGGCCUAAAUAAGUUGUACUUCAAUGUCUAUAUUAAUGAGAUAACGGGGGUUUCUAGUCUUGACCUCUCAACACUCACUUCAGAUUUGGCCACCCCUUAUUACAAAGACUUUGUGCUCAAUGCCACAGCCAUAACCAACGGCUCAAUCAUCGUGCAGGUGGGGCCCGCUGCUGAUAUUCUGUCUAGCCUCCCAAAUGCCAUCCUCAAUGGGUUAGAGGUCAUGAAGAUAAGCAACAUGGCGGGAAGUUUGGAUGGGCUGUUCUCAUCUGGUGGACCGAAUGCAGGCCUAGUGCCAAAAUCUCGCGGUAUGAGAAUUGCUGCUGCUUUUGGAUUGGCAAUGGGGGUUACAGCAAUAGUACUGCUUGUAAUGGGCAUUGUGAGGUGGCGAAGGAAACCAAAAAAUGGUUGGGAGAGGCAGAAGACAUUCUCCUCUUGGCUUCCUCUCAAUGCCAGUUACUGUAGUUUCAUGUCAAGCAAGAGCAAGACUUGUUCAACAAUCAUAUCCUCUGGCCUCAACUUUGGCCGGCUUUUCACUUUCAAUGAAAUCAAGAUUGCAACAAAAAACUUUGAUGAAAAGGCAGUCAUUGGUGUUGGAGGCUUCGGAAAAGUCUACCUUGGUGAAUUGGAAGAUGGAAUAAAACUCGCCAUAAAACGAGGAAAUCCAUCAUCCUCACAAGGUAUAAACGAAUUCAGAACGGAAAUUGAGUUGCUAUCCAAGCUUAGGCAUAGACAUCUUGUUUCACUCAUUGGGUAUUGCGACGAACAAUCAGAAAUGAUUCUUGUCUAUGAGUACAUGUCUAAUGGUCCUCUUCGCGACCACAUUUAUGGUUCCACUUUGCCAACUCUAUCGUGGAGACAAAGGCUCGAAAUUUGCAUAGGAGCUGCUCGAGGACUACACUACCUUCACACUGGAUCAACUCAAGGAAUAAUACACCGUGAUAUCAAAACAACAAACAUCCUCCUGGAUGAGAACUUUGUCGCAAAGAUGGCUGAUUUUGGCUUGUCAAAAACUGGUCCUUCACUGGAGCAAACGCAUGUUAGCACAGCAGUGAAGGGUAGUUUUGGUUACCUUGAUCCUGAGUACUUCAGAAGACAACAACUAACAGAAAAAUCUGAUGUUUACUCCUUUGGGGUAGUCCUAUUUGAGGUAUUAUGUGCAAGGCCUGCACUUGAUCCAGCAUUGCCAAGAGAACAAGUAAAUUUAGCAGAGUGGGCAAUGCAGCAGCACAGAAAGGGUUCUCUGGAGAAGAUCAUGGACCCUAAUCUUGCAGGAACCAUUAGGCCCGAGGCGUUAAGGAAAUACGUGGAAGCUGCAGAGAAAUGCUUGGCAGAAUAUGGGGUUGAUAGGCCUACAAUGGGAGAUGUUUUGUGGAACUUAGAGUAUGCUUUGCAACUUGAAGGAGCAUCCCCACAGAGUGAUCUUCCAGUGGAAAAUGAGAACGAAAAUUCAAAGCCAAGUUCUUCAGAACAACCUGGGAUGAAUCCGAAGGCCAAUAAAGAGGAUCAGCUAAUUAACAUCAAUGAUGAUUCUGGAGUGGUGGUUGGUUCUCCUAUGUUCUUAGAAGAUUUUCAAGGAAGAUAACUGAUAUUACACCAACUCUUUUUUUUUUUCAUUUGAUUUUCUGCUUUCAUGUUUUUACUUUACUUCUCAAGCAAUCUUGGGUUAUCUGUGAUUGAUUUCUUGUUUAGUUCAUGAUGACUGGAGACAUGCCAAAGUUUGUCUAUGUAAGAGGAGCUAAUUGAGUUUCACUUUUAAGUACUUGUAGCUAUAUUUACAGAUUUAUCUUCA